ACGCACGCACGCACGCACGUACGCACGCACGCACUCACGCAUGGUUCCUCAUCGAGAUGGAGGCAAUUGGUUCUCAGAUAGUCUUGUGAUUCCUAGAAGAUAUUAUACCGUUUCCGGAACUCCUGGUUCAGGGGCUGGUAAGGGAGGAGGGUCUGGUGGAGCAGUCAGAGAAUCAGGAGGUGGAUUGGGUCAGUAUGGAGCUGCUCAAGAAGAGGGAUAUUUUUUUAAUAAGCAACGGGAACAAAUAGAGAAGAUAAAAGAGAAAUUGAAGAAGAAUCCUAAGAAAGCAUCUGAGGUGUCUCAGAAAGAAGAGAAAUGAGCAUUAAUUGAAUUAAAGAUUUUUGUUUUAUUUGAUUAAGACAUGCAAUAAAACAUUUUAGGUUAUUUGGAUGUAUUUUAAAUUCAUGAUUGGGAUUUAAUGCAAUGAAAAUGCUUUUACAGGUAAAUAGUACUUACAUACCUGCUUCUUUAUUGCCGACGUUUCGACGUGAAUUGCACCACGUCGCUGUCACGACAG
This is a messenger RNA of Galleria mellonella (greater wax moth), 517 nucleotides long. RefSeq names its product ATPase inhibitor mai-1, mitochondrial-like (gene Ai-b). NCBI's taxonomy places the organism in Eukaryota, Metazoa, Arthropoda, Insecta, Lepidoptera, Pyralidae. The transcript is spliced from 2 exons. Gene Ontology annotation, molecular function: ATPase inhibitor activity. Gene Ontology annotation, biological process: negative regulation of ATP-dependent activity. The record is from RefSeq and is a predicted model, not a curated record. The coding region runs from base 41 to 319 and encodes 92 amino acids. Gene Ontology annotation, cellular component: mitochondrion.